UGACGUAAUUUAGUUGUAAAAAUGGAAUUUACUAACAAAGAUUUUUGCAAUUUUCUCCUACAAAAUAAAACAGACUUUAGCGAUUAUAAUUACCUUUAUGAAAUAGUGCUAGAUAAUAUCAACAAGGCUUUAUCGAGUGGUGCUAAAUUGGAGUUAAAAGAGGCUUUACGAAAGUUUUGUUUUAAAUUGAAGGAAAGAUAUAUUAAAAGCAGUUACAAUAAUAAUCGCUUUUUUUCAAAAAAUUCCAACUGGUUGAAAAAAAAUUUCGAUAUCCCAGAAAUUGUAAGAGAAGAAAUGUUAAAUUCGCUUAAUGAACCUGAUAUUGAAGAAAAGGAAAUCCAAUUAGAAAAGAGAAAAUCGUUCUCUGAUUUGCAGGACUUAAGUGCAAGACAUAAAAGGAGGAAAACGAAAGACAUUAGAGAUCAAUAUUCAUCCUACGGGUUACUUUUUGCAGCCAAAACAAACCUACGUUCUGAAGGAUAUACGGAUUUUGCAAAGGUCAUAGAAUAUCUCAUGGAAAACCCAAGCCAAGCCAAAGAAGUAAGAGAAUUUUGCCAGACUAGCAGGCACAGUGUUAAAAAUAUUUCGGGAGAAAAAGCGAUGAGCAUCUUUGUUAAUUCAAAGAUGUCAAAACACCAAUACAAUACUCUACGACAAUCCCUAAUCCUCGAAAAUAUGAACCAUUUUCCUUCAUACUAUGCCAUACAACAGACUAAAUUAGAAUCUUAUCCACCCAAAGAAUAUAUCACUAUAACAGAGGUAUCAGCAUCUGUUAAACUUCAGGCUCUUUUAGACCAUACCCUUUUAAGGAUAUUGAAAACUGUGGAAUGUGUUACGUCUAGCAAUGAUAUUAUUUUAGUUAGUAAAUGGGGUUUUGAUGGCGCAUCCGGGCAAAGUACUUAUAAGCAAAAGCUAACUUCAGGUGAAGAUUCGAGCAUUUUUAUUUCCAGUUUGGUACCCAUAAAACUGUACAAUGUAAAAAACGACACUAUUAUUUGGGAAAAUAAAAGACCAUCUUCGACUCGUUGUUGCCGUCCACUAAGAUUUACAUUUGUUCAUGAAACCCCAGAGCCGCGAUGUUCGUCGUCGCCCCUAACCUCCUCGACCAUCUAUUUUGCCCUGCAAGAUUAG
Molecule: messenger RNA, 1131 nt
Organism: Cylas formicarius (sweet potato weevil)
Lineage: Eukaryota; Metazoa; Arthropoda; Insecta; Coleoptera; Brentidae
Exons: 3
Coding region: 22-1131 (369 amino acids)
Source: RefSeq, a predicted model, not a curated record